AUUUAUUUUACUCCGCUCUACUUGGUAAAUGUCUACCUUGUUGAAUAAUUAACACCAUAAAUGAUUCUGGUCUUAAGUUGACCGCUUAGGGAACAGCUGAAAAAAUGAUGUUCUUUGCAGCUUUAUUUAGUGUAAACAAUAAAAUGUGUACUGUGAACCGCAAAUAUUGCACAAUUUCACGUGUAAGUUGACUUUCUUUGAACUCUUCUGCGAUACUCUGAUAGUCCACUAGAGGGAGCCAAACACAAAGACAAUCAGCAGCGCUAGAACAGAAUCAUGGUGGAGUCUUUCUAGACUUAUUGGUUUCCAACUUUGCAGCUUAAUGUCACUGAAAUGCAUCAACAACAACAAAAAAUUAAACUGUAGAAUACAUUUGCUUUUUAUAUAUAAUGUUUAUGCUCUGACAUGCAGAAAAUUCACUUUGUGCAGGAUAAAUACGUGAAUGUAAAUACUGGUUUAUAUCUUAAGAGGCGAUACAGCUUAGGACUUCAUCCAAAUAAAGGUGCAGUUCUUUUAUUAGUACAAGACGUUGAAAUACAAUGGAAUUAAGCUACAUCACGUUUUCAAAAUGUAAGCCUAUAUUUGCACAUUAAAGACCAUAUCCGAAUAUGGGCAGAAAAUCAAUUAUUAAACAUGCUUGUCAUGUGAUUCUGUAUUCAAAGCUUUCAGGAAUCUUAUUACUAUUCUCGGAUCACAAAGAAAACGUUCCAGCUACAUGAUCAUAUUGUUUUUACGCCAUAAAUGAUCUUUUCAUCUAUGUUUGUUGAUAGGUUUGCAGUGCGUCUGACAGCUGUACAGCGACUCCAUCAAUGCGCCGUACCCGCGCGCUCAAACCUCACGAGACAGAUGUUUUCCUCUCUGAUGAGGAGCGCGCGACCGCCGUUGUAAGCAGCUGCGGGAGUUUCGUGCGACACCAGCGCGUGGCGCGUGGGUCUCGUGGACUCCGCCAGGGUUGGUAAUUAGAGAGCAGGUGUGACCGCUUCACAAAGCUGCCACUCUGCCGCGAGUUUUUAUUUUUCUGCCGUGUGUCCACACCGCGUUCAACAUCUUCUGUCAGGUGUGACAUUCUUGGAGUACCUCACUGGACCCACAGCCGAGAAGAUGACAGACCCAUCCCCGCCAGACUCCACCGCCGUCCCGGAGCCGGCUGUUGGUGCGGACCCCACGGAGGUGAACGGCCAGUGCGAGCAGACGGACCACAGCGCUGAAAGUCAGGGAAAGGGUUUCAAGAUGGAUCAGGAGAUGACGAUAACAGAGAGCAUAGAGGAUCGAGGUCUUCUGGAGAGCAGUAUGCGCCUGAAGCCUCAAGAAGCACAGAGCUACCGCAAGAAAGCUAUCUGGGUGUCCUGGGUGUCCAUCGUGGCCACCAUAAUCCUGGCUAUUGCUGCUUUCACUGUGUCCAUUAUGCGCCACAGUGCCUCUGCUUUUGGAUUUGCUUUCGACGCCACGCUGGAUGUGCUGUCCUCUGUCAUCGUGCUGUGGCGCUACAGCAACGCAGCAGCUGUGCAUUCGGCGCACCGCGAAUACAUAGCUUGUGUGAUCCUGGGUGUGAUCUUCAUCCUGUCCUCCAUGUGCAUUAUAGGAAAGGCCAUCCAUGACCUGGCCACCAAGCUGCUGCCUGAAGUGGACGACUUCCUGUUCAGCGUAUCCAUUGUCAGCGGCUUGGUGUGUGUCAUCCUGGCUGUGAUCAAGUUCAUGCUUGGCAAAGUGCUCACCAGCCGAGCUCUUGUCACCGAUGGAUUCAACUCUCUGGUCGGAGGGAUUAUGGGGUUCUCCAUCCUCAUCAGUGCUGAAGUUUUCAAACAUGAGCCCAAGGUGUGGUACCUGGAUGGAACAAUAGGGGUCCUCAUGGGCCUCAUCAUCCUCGCCUAUGGAGUCAAGCUGCUGCGGGACAUGAUCCCCCGGGUCAGACAGACCAGGAACUACGAGCGCUUUGAGUGAUGGGUCACAGAGGAAACACGGGGGACUGACAGGACGGGGGGGGGGACAGUAGAGACGCUCCCUACUGCCUAUCCACAGACAGUCACACUCAGUCCUCAAGCGGAAGACGUCUGUCUGCCAAAGACUGAACUGAGGAUCUGAAGCGAAGGGGAACGGUGACAAUGGAUGAAACCUUUGGGACUUUCUAUGUGUUUUACUGUUCAGUGUACAUACAGUCUAUCUAAACCUGUCUGGUCGCAGUGAGUCGGUGCUCUGCUUUUUCAUGCCUCUAUUUGUAGUUCUGAGUUUGAGCGGCAGUGUGUUAAAGGCUAAUGGGCCGAGAGUCCAUAGCGGUCAGAGAUUUUAGUUCAGCCAGCUGAUUUAGUGUACCUCAGCUCCAGCUCAUGAUGCUGUAACAACAGCAGAUUAUUUGUCCCAUGGUUCCUGGAGGCCUUCGCUCAGCUGUGCUAUAAAAUGUUGCAGUGCAUCAGCUCGAACUGAUUGAUGUAGCAGCUCUGUAUUACCAGAGAUUUACUUUUUUUAUGACUACAGGGAGGAUAUCAACGGAAGGCCCAUUAGGCAAAGGAAGCAGGUGCGACAUUUUAGCAGCUUUGUUCCAGCUUUCUGAUGCCAGCUUCAUCGUUCAUUUCAGUUAUCAGUUUGGAUGUUUAGUUAUGGCCGGCUCUGCACUGAGUCGUAGACAUAACUACCUUUUUGUUUUUGUUUUGCCAUCCAAAGGUUUCUCAACAUUCCUUGUCAAUAUUCUGUAUUUUUCCUGACUCAAAUUUCCUCAUUUCUCAUUCCUUUCCAGCUUGUUGUUGAAGUAUGAAUACAAAGUUUCUCUAUUCAUUUACGGUCGAUAGUUCUACAGAAGUCAGGCUUUACAGAUGGAUGGACAACUGGAAAUAUGAUAUGGAUAUAUGCCAGACAGAUGGACGAAACAUUUAUGCAGUGGGACAGGAAAUUGUAAUAUUUUUCCCCACUGUAUAUAUAUAUAUAUAAAAAACACCAACUACUCACUAAAGCACAAAUGUUCUGUUUUAGUUCAGCUUCAUUAGGACACCUGGUGUUUUCUACCUCCUGUGAUAUAAAGUGUUGGUUUAUCUAGCUGGUUUGCUUUGUACUCCUGAAGGUGGUCAAAUGUAUUUCUGUUCAGCUUUAGUUGUCUCAGAGGCUAAAAAAGCAGCAGGUUUGUUUCCUGUUUGGUUUUAACUGGGAAAUGUUUCCCCUAUGAACUGCCAUAAAUUUCCAUUGAUUGCCACACUUAAUACUCUUUUUCCCUGUUUUCCAGAUAGUUAACCGGGUUUGUUGAUUCCCACAUGGUCCAUUGCUACCACUGUGAACUAUAGUACUGUUUUAACACAACGAUCUGGAUUCAGUCAGGUUAGUAGUAAAGACUCUACUGUAGGGCACAUUUCAGUCUUGCUGCCUGAUAAACCUUCAUGACUGAUUGACUGAGGUUUCAGUUUAACUGUUUUAUUGCCUGACCACAGGUUAGUAAAUCUGGUGAAUCUGAAACUAACCCAGCAGACCAGUUCAUAAAGUUAUGAUUUCCCAGGCUGUAGUUACAUUGGCUUUGGCAUAAAGUAAGAAUGCAAGUUCAAAUUUACUGUUCUGGGCAGCCACCAAGUCAAUAUGUAUCCCAAUUAUUUAUCAGGAGCUCCCUUAUCACAAGCUGCAGUUUGCAUUGGGAUUUCAAUGGGCUGCUCCUAGUUUAACGAUGACGCGGUAAUAAAACUUGAUGUUUUUUCAUGUCGAACAAUUACUACCCACCUGACUGGGAAUAUUUCGUCCUGAUUGACAAGAUCUGGUUAAUCAGGACCUUAUAAAACCUUUGCUUUGAACUGUUAUUUCUAUCUGUGCUCAUAUUUAAAUCUAAAGCCUUAAUUUUGCUAAUCAGUGAAAUGUAAACAUUAUUAGCAAGUUUAAUCUGUUGGAUGUGAUUGUCAGGUUACAGCAGGGUCCAGGAUAUUGGUUUUUUUUUUAUGGACUUUUCUUAGGUCUGUACUUGCUGCAGUGGUUGUAAAUGAACUCUAUGCUUUGAUGCUAGUUUUUAUUAUAUGCAACCAUCUGAUAUUUUCUUUUUUAACUUGAUUUCAAAAUGAAUCCAUCUUUCAUUGCAUUAGUAUAAUCUCACCCUGAAAACAAAAACCCAACUUUUAAUCAAGUGCAUUUAUUCAGUGGAAAAUAUUCAAUGUUAUGACAAAUGUUUGCAUAAUAAAUGUAACAGAAGCAUUUAAAAAAUUUGUCUCCAUAUCAACCAUUGUGUGCCACCUAUUUGGAGGAGAUGGCUAUAAAAUGCUUUUUCUGUCCUACCAUCACAAACGUAAACGCUGCUUCUGAUUCUCAGUCGUCCAAGUGUUUUAAGAAGCAGGCAGCUGGAUUUCUUUUUUAAAGAUUUUUUGGCACUAGUGGCCUUUAUUUUAAUUUUAUUUUUUUGACAGUAGGCAGACAGGAGAGAAGGGUAGACAUUCAGCAAAUGUCGCCGGGUCCGAGCCUCGAACUCGGGACGGCCGCUUUGAGGACUGUAGCCUCUGUAUAUAGUUGCACGCUUAACCCCUACACCAUCAGCGCCGCACCCAUUUCUUUUGUUUCUUGAAGACGUUUUACUUCUCGUCCAAAAGGCUUCUGCAGUUCUGAACAUGCCUGGAUGUAAUGGGCUCUAACACACUAAUGGGGAAAUUAGGACAUGCGAGUCCCUUGCUCUACCUUUUAUUCAGCUCAAUAUUUGGGUCUGUUGUAGCAUUAUGGAUAAAAUCUGUUGGAAAUGCUGUUUUCAAAACAGUAAUGGCUGAGGAACUCAGUGUAGUGACUGUUUUUGCAGAAGUAAUCCUUCAAGUUAAUUUCUGAGCCUUUUUUACCGUUUUAAAUCUUGUGGCUGGCUGGUCACACAAACCUGCAUGGCAUUUUCUUUUAAAUACUAGGAGAUUUUAAGCAAAUAUAUCUGGUGGCCUCCGCCAAUAAAUGCCAUUGGUUCUUUUGGCAGGAUAAAGAUCCAAAACAUUCUGUCUGAAAUGGUUAACCAGACAGAAAAACAAUUUUCCUCCAUGGUCAUCUCAGUCCGCACACUUGAAUCCUACAGAAAACAUGCGGGCUGAGCAAAGAGUAGAGAGGACCCAGGACUGUGGGCGAUCCAGACAAACUGCGCACAAGUGGUUUUACAAUUUGACAGCAAUGGCUGCAGUAAUGGUUACUUAACUUGAAGAAUAAAUGCACACUAAGUAAAGAACAGAGUUUUUAAACAUUUCCAGUGUGAUUAUACUACUGCAAUAAAAUAAGGAUUUAUUGUCAGGCUUUUUCCAUGGCAUUGUAUGAAGUACUGAGAAACAUCAGAAGUUAGCUUCAGCCUGAAGCAUCCUAAACACUGACUUUAGAGCACACACUGAGGUAGAGGCUGCUCCUCAGCCUGCAUUAACUGUAUGUUUCUGUGUAAAUACUGAGUGUACCGUCCUGUGAUGUUAAAGAAAGCCAGAACCUGAGCCGUUUGUCACAGAAAAAAGAUUUAUUUAAAAAUAAAGCCGUUUCCCUCAGUGAGAACAAA
Molecule: messenger RNA, 5461 nt
Organism: Girardinichthys multiradiatus
Lineage: Eukaryota; Metazoa; Chordata; Actinopteri; Cyprinodontiformes; Goodeidae
Product: transmembrane protein 163-like
Exons: 9
Coding region: 1102-1941 (279 amino acids)
Cellular component (GO): synaptic vesicle membrane
Molecular function (GO): zinc ion binding
Source: RefSeq, a predicted model, not a curated record